AAACUUUAUUUUGAAUGUAGAAUGCAUGGCUGAUUUUUUUUAAAUGAGCACUUUACAACUUUCUGCGCCCAACAGCUUCGAUCCGAAUUUUUUGCAGCCUGGUUCUUAACUGUUGUCAGAACUAUUCCCCACGUGUUUCAGGCAGCAAGACACUGCGCAUGCGUCAGCAUGGUCUCUCCUUCCGUUGGACGAACCUGCCAAACUUCCGGUAAAGGACGAGAGACGGUUUUGCCUGCUUUAGUGAGGUCUUCUCAUAUGUUUACGCUUCUUCGGCUCCCGUUAUGAAGAUCACCCGGCAGAAGCACGCCAAGAAGAACAUGGGCUUCUACAAAUACAAUUUUGGUUUCCGGGAGCCUUUCCAGGUGCUGCUGGACGGCACCUUUUGUCAGGCGGCGCUGCGUAACAAGAUCCAGAUACGCGAGCAGUUGCCAGGUUACCUGGCCGGAGCCACGCAACUCUGCACGACGCGAUGUGUGUUAAAAGAAUUGGAAUGUUUGGGGAAACAGUUGUAUGGUGCAAAACUAAUUGCACAGAGAUCUCAACUUCGCAACUGCUCUCAUUUCAAGAAUCCAGUGAGUGGUUCAGACUGCCUAUUGUCCAUGAUUGAGGAUGGUAAUCCACACCAUUAUUUCAUAGCUACACAGGACCAGCACCUGUCCACAAAAAUAAAGAAAAGGCCUGGAAUCCCUCUGCUAUUUAUAAUUCAGAAUACAAUGGUUCUGGACAAGCCUUCCGCCAAAUCUUUGGCUUCAAUACAAGCAAUGCACACAAACCAGCUUAUUCCGGAGCAUCAUAAGCAGACCAUUACAUUUCUGAAAGAGAAAGAAGGUCUUGUAAAAACGUCAGAACCCAAAAAAAGAAAGCGGAAAAGGGCUGCUGGGCCAAAUCCUCUCAGCUGCCUGAAGAAAAAGAGAAAAACUGAAGAAUCCCAACAGUCUUCCACAUCUAAGAAAAAGAGGAAACAGAAGCGCAGUAAAAAGAAAACAGACACUAUGACUGCAGCUGUCCCAGAUAUGAAAGCAUAACAUUAUUCUGAAUAGUUGAUGUGCAUAUCCAUUUUGUGGACUUUGGAUAUGUAGUUAAUGCUGUUUGAAAAAUAAAUCAUAUUUUGUUUUCUUAAAAAAAUAGAUAGUUUACCAUGUAUGUCAGGUUGGUGGCACGAGUGAACUCUUCACAACUUUUUUGUCAUCUCAUUUCAAAGAAAUUGUGUACAUCUUUUGAAGUGACAGCUGAAAUAUGUAAGAACAUGCUUUAUAUAAAGCGGCUACAAGGUUAAGAUAUUUGGUACUUAUCAAAACAGAAGGCGUGAGGACGGCAAAAUAAUCCUUAUAUGAAGAUGCUACCCAGGUUAAAUUCAGGAUAGGGAUGUGCGACUAAGACUGCAAUCAGGCAGGAUUGAGUUCAGGGAUAAGGAACAGCAUUCUAGCCAGCUCUUUUUCUACCACCACCAUUCUUGUCACACACACACACACAUGCACACACACAUCGGAUUUCAGGAGCAGCUGCUUUGAAUUCGUGGUUUCUUCGAACGAGAGCAGUAAAAACUACAUUAUUCCACCUUUGAUUUACUUUGUGUUAAUCAGGAAAUCCAGCCAUAUUUGUUAUGUUUCUUAUGCAAUGAAAUGCAGUUACUUUUAAGAUCUAGGAAAGAAAUCCUUGUUUUAAGCAUCCAAGAGGCUAGACAGAUGUCCCUUUAUGCUUUGAAUCCCAAAUUUCUCCCUUCAAAUUUCCCUGGACUAAAAGAGCUUAGUAAUGUGCUUUCUUCAGUUAGAGUAGAUUUUCAUAUGUAUUGAUUCUUGGGUGUGGAGAAUACAUCUUAUAUGUCCUGGGAGUUUUUUUGAAGUACGGUGCAGAGCUCAUUACAAUGUAACCAGUGAUCCUAUUUUCCAUGUUUCAAUGCUAAAAAUUAAUGAGGUCAGUCUAAGCAAAUGCAUAUUUGAAAAAGAUCCUAACUAGAACCAUAAUGCCUAUCUAAAAAUGUAGCAUUCCUACAGUAGGAAUAUCAUGUAGAAUACUGUUACAAGAGCUGGAAAAAAAUGAACAGUUCGUUUUUGACAAUUUAGAAUCAAGCCAGCUUUAAUUAAAUUAAGCCACAGUAAUUUAACGGAUAGGUCACUGUUCUCCAGAUGUUUUAGAAUUCAGCUUCCAUUAGUUCCAGCCAGCAUGGUCAAUGACAAAGAAAUAUGGAAAGUUUGGUCUAAUAUAUUUGACCAAAUACCAAAUUCUUGACAUUUGAAACAUCUGGAACCUGCCAGGUUCCUGAUCUAGGUUAUAAGUGGAUAUAGAAAAUCUGCAUGCCUUUGUUAAAAUGCCAGGUUUUUGAGAUGUAAAAAAAAAAAUCAGCGAAAAAAAUCACUUCAGAAUUUUUUCCACUUUCAUAAAACAUUUCAGCUAUACAAUUCAAUUGAAAAACAAACUGAAAAUGUUUACUGGGGUGGGGGAAAAUGAGAGUAAUGUAGCUGCAUAAAUCUUCAUAUUCUCUUAAGACUGAUCAAACCUGUUCAGCUGUUCUAGUAGGAAUUUUCUGACAUUUACUCAGUUGCCUCUUAUAGCAAAAGGCAUGUUCAACAGAGAGCUUACAAAGCAUCAAAGGAAUCUCACUAUUGAAAGAUAUCAGGAUAAGGGCACAAAAAAAAUUCCAAGGCAUUGGAUAUACCAUGGAAUAAAGUGAAAAUGGUCAUAAACAAGUGGAAAAAAUACGGCCAUGGUGACAUUGCUAAGAACCGGAUGGUCCAAGAGUCUUCCAGAGUCCUACAGAAACAUUAAAGGAGCUGCAGGAAGUUCUGGAAUGUACUGGUUGUGUACUACAUCUGACAAUGUCUCAUAUUUUUUAUAUGUCUGGCUUUUUGUAUGCCUAGGUAUAUAGGACAGCUAGAUAGAAACAUUUUCUUAUAAAGAUGAACAUACAAGCCUGGCUACAUUUUGCAAAAACCUACAUCGUCUGACAAAAGCAUGUGGGAAAAUGUUGUCUAAUGAAGCCAACUUUAAACUCUGGC
Thamnophis elegans (Western terrestrial garter snake) is the source of this 2996-nucleotide messenger RNA. RefSeq names its product UTP23 small subunit processome component (gene UTP23). The transcript has 3 exons. Lineage: Eukaryota; Metazoa; Chordata; Lepidosauria; Squamata; Natricidae. Gene Ontology annotation, cellular component: small-subunit processome; nucleolus. The record is from RefSeq and is a predicted model, not a curated record. The coding region runs from base 282 to 1025 and encodes 247 amino acids. Gene Ontology annotation, molecular function: small ribosomal subunit rRNA binding.